This is a messenger RNA of Maylandia zebra (zebra mbuna), 3332 nucleotides long. RefSeq names its product cordon-bleu WH2 repeat protein-like 1a (gene cobll1a). Lineage: Eukaryota; Metazoa; Chordata; Actinopteri; Cichliformes; Cichlidae. The record is from RefSeq and is a predicted model, not a curated record. Gene Ontology annotation, molecular function: actin monomer binding.
GAGAGAAUUCCCCUGCCCCUCUCCUUCUCUCCUCCCAUCACUUAACAAUACAGAGGAGAAACCUGAAAGAGAAUGGGACCAAUGUCUGGACACAGGUCAUUUGUCUGACACUGGGAACAACUUCAGAUCUUGUGCGUCCCCGUGACUUCCUCUGAGGUUCACAGAGAUGAGCGAGGAGGUGGGUCCACUGCAAAGAGACCAUUUGCUGUGCGUGGUUCUGCCAGGUGGGCUGGAGAAGAGUGUCACAGUGCAUGGAAGUAAACCACUGAUGGACUUUAUAGUGACUUUCUGUGCAAGUAACCAUCUGAAUCCUUCAGACUAUACUGUUGAUAUUCUAUCUCCCAACAAGAGCAACAUAAGUUUCAAACCAAACUCUACUAUUGGCUCGGUAGAAGCUGAGAAGAUUGUGCUGAAGCCCAAAGGGAUGGAGGAAAAGCUCAAGGGGCCAUACGUGCCUGAGGCAACAAUACGUCUGUUGAUCAACUACAAUAAAUCCCAUAAGACUGUGGUGCGAGUCGAUCCCAAACUGCCGCUGCAGAUGCUGCUGCCGUUGGUGUGUGACAAGUGUGAGUUUAAAGUAGAAACAACCAUAUUACUGAAAGACUCUCAGUCCAAAGAGCUGCUGGACCUGACUAAGAGCUUAAAUGACCACGGACUCAGGGAAGUGUUUGCCAAAGACACAGGGGGUAAAGACCUCACUGACCAUCAUCAGCCCAAGACAGCAGAAACAGAAGUCAUCUCACUUCCACUGCAAGACCUGCCAAAAAAGGAGAAGAAAUGGAAGGAAAAGAAAGGAUUCUUCAGCUUAUUUAGAAGAAGGAAGAAGAAACACGAAAUGCAGGGCGCAGUAAGUGCUCCUGCUUCUCCAGGACCCAGGAAACAAGCGGUACUCCGUAUGAAUUCGGAGAGCAUUUCAUCUUCCAACACCUUGCCUAUAGAAAAGCCCAAGAAGAGGCAAGCCCCCCCGCCACCAGUUGCUGUUUCUCAGAGUGUCAGUAACUUCAGCACCUGCAAUUUAGGAGGAGCACAGAGCUCUGAAGGAUCUACCUUAAGAAGUACCAAGAGGAGGGCCCCACCACCUCCCUGUGCAAACACACUCCAGGAGCUGCUGACAGAUACUAAAGACUCUGUGCCAUCCCAAGGAGAAACUGUCAAGUCCCUGAACACUCCGGAGGAACUAAAAGAAAGUGAUGAGUCAGAGUGUGUAAACAGAUCACCAUCUUCACUGGCACGCCCUUUACAGCCAAAGUCAGGAUCAUCCUCCUUACAGCAAUCACUGGCUCAUCUCCACGAAGUGGCUGAUCCCUAUCUGCCUAUGUUACGAGGCAAAGACUUCUCCAGCGCCCGCUGCAACCUUGCCAAAGUCCUGAUGUCUUCUGUUUCUAGAGAAACACUGGUCAGACGUUUGAAGAACUCUGCCACUUUCCCCAAAUUUCAAAAUGGCUCCUCCUUUACCCCCAUGACCCCAAGGUGUCCAAAUAGUGAAGUUUUCUGCACAGAUGUUGAAUCCGCUUUCAAAUCUAACCUUCCAACUGAGAGUGAAUGGGAGUAUCCAGCUGAGAAGAGGGGGAUGACCACAUUUAAAGUUAUCCCUCUGAAGAAAACACAAGAUCUUACCGGAGAUCUUCCAGACCAGUGCUGUAUAUCACCUAAAGAUACCCCAGAGAGCAAAACGUCUCAUGAGGUUGGGAAUAAUCAAGUAGAUACUGAUGAGAAACGAUAUUCACCAGACACAUCGGGGAGUGAAGACCCUGCACCCAGUCCGGAUACCUCCUCUCAGCAGAUUCAGCUUCCUGACAACCUGGCUUCUCCUCCACUUUUGCAUGAUUUAACUGAUCAGAACUUACCCAGUCCACCUCUGUCGGAGGCUAGGGACACCUCUGAAAAGGAGAGGGAAGAGGUGGGCUAUGAGGUCUCAUCAGAGGUGAUUUCAGGGUGCAGUUAUGGAGAGGUUCAUACUGAAGAUCACAUCCACUCAGAACCUCAGAAGGAAUUUGUCGAUAAUUCCAGCGCAGACACGUGCGCCGAUGAGACGAAAGCUGAGGAGGAAGUGGUGCAAGAAGAAGAGGAGAAGGAGGGCAGUUUCCCUCCACCUCCUCCACCUGUCUUUUUCAAUGAAGACAUAGCGAUAAUGGAGAAUGAAAGAGAGGAUACUACAUCCCCCUCUUUGCUGUCCUCCCAAAUAUCAAGCCCUACAGUUGCCCUGAAUGGGCAAAUUAAUGUAUUCAGGGAGACCCUUCAAGACGAGCCUACUUCACCUAGGCCUGAACAGAACAGUCUGGAAAAGAAGAGUGCAGCCCCUUCCAGAUUUGCUCAGGCAGUAGCAAUAGCUGUCCAGAGAUCUCAAUGCAGUAAAGGUCCUCAACUUUCCAGUGGUGCACAUGGUUUGCUUCCAUCACCACCUCGGUCCACAUAUCAGUAUGGUGCCUGACCUGCUUCCUCUCAGAUGUUUGAAUGAAAGUCCUGGUCCACAGUUGGGCCUGACUGUGGACACCAGACUGAAUAAUUUCUAAGAACAUCAUCAGUUUUUAUUCUUUUCUUUUUAAGGUUUGUGCUCACUGUCAAAUGUCUGAUUUUUGUUACAAAAUGAUUUAUAUACAUGUUGAGCAUAAACAUUUUCUGUUAUGAAGAAGGCCAAAUUCAUAGGACAUGAGGGAAAAUGUCCUGUGUGGGGUUUUUUUUUGUUUGUUUGUUUGUUUUUUUUAAACCAUUUUCAUUCAGCAUGUGCCAACACAAACACAACUCUAUGCGAGAGCUUCUUUUUUUGUGUCUUUAAUUGCAAUUAUAGGCUUAUUUUCUGCAUGUUUGAAAUUUAUUUUCUCUUUCAGAAUGCCUGUUUGUAUGCUUCCAGAUAUCAAUAAUACUGUAAAAAAGAGCUGUCUCAUAUUCUGGUCUGGAUUUUAGUCACCAGGUGGCAGAAGAGCUUAGCUUUUAAAAUGCACGAGCCUGACACCAUCUCUUUUUAAGAUUUUUUUUUUCUUUUUUUUUAUAAAAUCGCUGCUUACAAAGACAAAAUAGACAAAAAGCAUUUUAUAUAUUUAACUGAAAUUAUAUGGAACAUUAUUCUAAUACUCAGUUGGGGUUUUUUGUUUUGUUUUGUUUUUUUUAGUGUCAGAGUUAUUUUCCCGUAGGCUAUUGCUGUUCAAAAAUCCAUACCCAUUCAGGGACAUGCCGUGAGUAAGAAAUACAUGUAAUAUUUAUUAGAGAUGAGAUAAUUUCUUGCAUUUCCAGAAAAAAGAAAAGGGAAAAAAAAAGAAUAUCUUUAGUGUAAGCCUGGGUUUUAUGCCAAGCAUUUCAGCACCUUCCUGAAUAAACUCAGUCCACUUUGCUCA